This is a messenger RNA of Protopterus annectens (West African lungfish), 1693 nucleotides long. It is a transcript of the gene TK2, whose product is annotated as thymidine kinase 2. The record is from RefSeq and is a predicted model, not a curated record. Bases 113 to 1012 code for a protein of 299 amino acids. Gene Ontology annotation, cellular component: cytoplasm; mitochondrion. NCBI's taxonomy places the organism in Eukaryota, Metazoa, Chordata, Ceratodontiformes, Protopteridae. Gene Ontology annotation, molecular function: deoxynucleoside kinase activity. The transcript is spliced from 10 exons.
UUGGCACGUGCAUACGUAGUUACAGUGUCGUCGCACUAGGAAGUAGUCAUCAGCAAACGAAAGUUGGGCACCAUUAAAAAUAAAUAUAAUGCAGUUGCGCUAGUAUGCGUUCAUGACAUGUCUUUACCAGUCGUGUUGCAUCAUGUGGCUUCCCCGGACUUUAUGGGUGCGUGCCCAUAGUUUGUUCAAGAACAUCUCUGAUUACAGUUUUCAGCAAGUAGAAGUAGCACAACGGUAUUACUGCAGUGGAAAACGCGCAACAGACAAACUUCAGAGAACCAGUCAAGAAAAGAAGUCAGUUAUUUGUAUAGAAGGAAACAUUGCCAGUGGGAAGACCACCUGUUUGGAGUACUUUUCUAAAACAAGCAAUAUUGAGGUUGUCACAGAGCCUGUUUUUAAAUGGCGAAAUGUACAAGGUCACAACCUUCUGGGUUUGAUGUAUCAGGAUCCGUCAAGGUGGGGAAUCACAUUGCAGACAUAUAUCCAAUUAACCAUGCUGGAUCUGCAUACUUCAACGCAUAUUAUGCCUGUUCAAAUUAUGGAGAGAUCAAUUUACAGUGCUAAGUACAUAUUUGUCGAAAAUCUUUACAGAAGUGGGAGAAUGCCUGAGGCAGAUUAUGUUGUCUUGACCAAAUGGUUUGACUGGAUCAUCCAGAACAUCAACAUUUCCUUAGAUUUGAUAGUCUACCUUCAGACUACUCCCGAGACAUGCUAUGAGAGAUUGAAAAAGAGACGUAGGGAAGAAGAGAGUGACAUUUUAAUGGAAUAUUUGGAAUCCGUCCAUCAACUACAUGAAGACUGGCUAAUUAACAAAACAAUGUUUGAAGUGCCUGCACCAGUACUAGUUAUCCCUGCUGACCAUGAUUUGCAGAAAAUGUUAAAACAGUAUGAAGAAAACAGAGACCGGAUUUUAUCUGCAAAUGCAUCAACAGAUCUCAGGACAGCAUUCUUAGUAGUGGCUCCAACCGUGCUACCUUCAAAAUCCAAGUCCUUUUUUAGAACACGUUUGUAGUUACAACCUUGGGAUCAACUGAAUAACUUUUUUGUGUUCAUCACUGUAACGUUUUGUCAUUGUCACUUUGUUUUUGCAGUAUACAUUUAAUGAGUGCAGUUUACUGGAUCCUUCUGCAGAGCAGUAGAGGAGUAUCUUAUAUGUGACUCCAAAAUUGGUUUUCUGUUGAGAGUAGGGAAGUUAUACUUAAUGUAUUCAGUUAUAUAUUUUUGUACACAUAUUUAUUGUUACUUGUGAAACGUGAAACUAUUUCUUAAUGGUGAGUAAAUUCUCAUAUAUGGUAUGGGGCCAUACUGAUUAUUUAUUUAUUAUGUAUAAAUUUUUACCGCAAGAUUAUAUGUUAGUUUCUAUUUGUUAACAACGUGGAACUGUUUGCAUUGCCAUCCACAGUACAAUGAGAAAUGUGGAAAGCAUUUGAGGUAAGGCGCAGGUAGCACUUCAUGCCUCUUAAGUAAAUUAAAUCACGAACAUUAAAUCAGAAGUGAAUAUAGCAUUUUGUGGAAAGUGAUUUUUGCUCCAGGAAGAUACUGGAAUACACACUGGACCUGUUUUUUGUGAAACUACUGUGAGAAAGACAGCAUUCAAACCAUUGCUUUGUUUCAUGUUGGGUAAGAUGGUAUCCUUUUCUGUUCUUAACAGGUCUUCAGUUUACAUGAAUAAAACAUUUUACAUAACAGAAAA